AUGGCCGAGGCGGAACUACAAAUGUGCGUUGUGUGCUCUAUGGACAUGACCCCGUGGAGUGUAGCAGACCGUGAGAUGCACUUAAAUUUGUGUCUAGAUAGUGAGACGAUGGAUCAGCGAUAUGAAUGCCCCACGUGUAGCCAAGAACUCUCGCACUGCGACGAGCGUCGACGCCUGGAGCAUGUAAACCUCUGUCUUGACAGAGUGGUGACGAACCGCGACGACACUGGAGUAUAUCGAGAAGAGGAAGAAAAGAAGGAGACUGACAUGAUACUGACGCAAGUGGUAGAUCCGACGCAAGUACAAAAGGAGCAAGAGAUGGUUCAAAACAGCGAUAAUGAGUGCAGUUACGUGUGCAAGAUCUGCGGCACUGAUAUUUCCGAGAUUGAUCUAAGUAAACGCAUUCGCCACGUAAAGUUAUGCGGGCAAAGAUUUGGUGUGAGAGCUGCUGAUAUGGCAGAGGUGGACAAAGCAGAGGCGAUUGCGACGAGGCUGGAAGAGAUGAAAGCACCAGACGCGUUUGCCAUGAUGACAAGUUCGUCGGAAUCAAAGAAACAAAGUGCUGGUGUUGAAAGGUCAAACGUCUUUGACGUCCUGAUGCGAGGCUCCAAAACGGCUGCUGUGCUCAACGCUAGGAAACGUCCCGUGCCUGUCAAAUUUACUCGCAAAGCUAUCAAAAGACGGCAUCUCUUGUAUCCUGAUUACAAGUGCAUCCGUGGAACGGAUCCACCAUUCAUAGUAGAUGGGUUUCAGUACGCGUGCAAAGAGAAUUCCAGCAUUUAUUUCCUCACACACUUUCACUCUGAUCACUACGGUGGAAUCACCAAGGACUUUGACUGCGGUAUCAUUUACUGCAAUGAAAUUACUGCCAAGCUUGUGGUUCAAGAGCUGGGUGUCCAUAGCAAAUACGUCCAUCCAGUGGGGAUGAACAUACCUGUGCUUGUCGGUAACGUACAAGUUACUUUCAUGGAUGCCAACCAUUGUCCUGGUGCAGCCAUCAUUUUAUUUCGCUUGAAAGACGGUAAAACAUAUCUACACACUGGAGAUUUUCGAUUUUACAGGAAAAUGCUGGGCUACCCUGCGCUACAAGCAUAUAUACCGACCGGAAAUGAAACAAUUGAUCAUAACGGUAAAAUUGUUGGCAUCAAUCGUCUGGAUGGUGUGUAUCUGGAUACAACCUACUGCAAUCCAAAGUACACGUUUCCGACCCAACAAGUUGCACUCGACCACGCGCUUGAUCUCAUGAAUAAGCAUAUGACGCAAGAGAAAGUGUUAUACCUGUUUGGAUCGUAUACAAUUGGCAAAGAGCGCAUGUUCAUGGAGAUUGCACGCAAGUUUCGAAAGAAAGUAUGUGUCUCGAAAGCGAAGUUGAGAAUUAUUGAAACCUUUGACUGGCCUGCUGAGGAUAUGCAGCUUUUGACGACGGAACCGUCAGCAACAAACUUGCACGUUGUACGCAUGCAGGAUCUUAAAAUGGACAAUCUCAUCAUACUGCUGGCGAAGCAUCGCCAACAUGUCCGCCAGAUUGUUGCGUUUCGCCCCACAGGAUGGACCUUCAGCAGCAAGAACCCGCGAGAAAUUUCUACUUGUUGCACUGAUCCUUCGGGCAAGAUCUUUGUCUACGGCAUUCCCUACAGCGAGCACUCGAGUUUUGCCGAGCUCUGCGACUUUGUCAAGGUCGUAAAUCCUCAUGCUAUAAUCCCAACGGUGAAUUGCAGCAACAAGCGUAGUGCGACGAAGCAGGUCAAUGCGUUGCGCCAGGUUGCGUUUCAUAACAUUUCGGUGCUUUUUAAGCAGCAGCAACAACAGAUAGAGCAACAGCUAUAG
Messenger RNA from Peronospora belbahrii, 1827 nucleotides. The record is from the annotation of a GenBank genome assembly. NCBI's taxonomy places the organism in Eukaryota, Oomycota, Peronosporomycetes, Peronosporales, Peronosporaceae.